AUGUUUAUGGUAAAACUGAUCCUGGAUGGGAAUUUGUUCAUAGAGAAUUUUAUACAAGGACGAGAUUUGGGAGCAUCAAUGGCAGUUUAUUAUGAAGGUAUACCAGUUGUUGAUCUCUGGGGUGGUUGGUUCGAUGAAUCAAAAAACAAACUUUACGAGAAUGAUACACUACAAAUUCCUUUUUCAGCGACAAAAGGUUUAGUAGCUACAGCUGUUGCAUUAUGUGUUCAAAGAGAAAAUACAACAGUUGCUGAUAUUCUUCCACAUCGUGCUGGAUUACCGAGAGAUAUUAGUCCUUUCGAACUCGCACUAAACUGGACAGUGAUUAUUCAUAUACUUGAAGAAAAAAACCCAGAAUGGAUACCUGGAACAGCUCAUGGAUAUCAUGGUUUAAGUUAUAGAUGGUUAGCGGGAGGACUUGCUCGAAGAAUUGAUCCAAACAAACGAACUUUCGGACAAUUCAUUCAAAGUGAAAUUACAAAUCCAUUAAAAAUCGAAUUUUAUAUUGGUUUAUCAAAAGAAAAAUAUAAUCGUAUAUCACCAUUAUAUUUUGAUUAUCAGCAAUCAGAAAUUCCAGGUGUCAAUGGAAUAACAAAUGCUCGAUUUGUUUCAAGACUUUAUGCUUCUUUAAUGCGUGACGUAAAUGAUCAAAAACAAAAACGAUUGCUGAAUGAAGAUAUUAUGAAGAAAGCAACCAGAUCAAAUACAUCUAAGAAUGAAAUUGAUCUCAUACGAGGUUAUUCUAAUGCAUUUUCAGUGGGAUUUCAAGUUUUUGAUAAUGAUUUAAAAACAUUUGAAUCAGGAACAUUUGGUCAUGAAGAUUUAUUUAAUAAAUAUUAA
This is a messenger RNA of Rotaria sp. Silwood2, 840 nucleotides long. Lineage: Eukaryota; Metazoa; Rotifera; Eurotatoria; Philodinida; Philodinidae. The record is from the annotation of a GenBank genome assembly.